Messenger RNA from Naegleria gruberi, 759 nucleotides. RefSeq lists its product as uncharacterized. Gene Ontology annotation, molecular function: protein binding. The annotation marks the transcript as partial. The transcript has a single exon. The record is from RefSeq and is a predicted model, not a curated record. NCBI's taxonomy places the organism in Eukaryota, Heterolobosea, Eutetramitea, Acrasida, Naegleriidae.
AUGAAGGAGAUUGAAAAUCAACUUUCCAAACAACAAGUUGCAGAAAAAUUAUACGAGAAUAUUUGUACUCUCGAUCAUUCGUUCGGAUUUGAGAGUCUUAAAAGAAAUAAUAUUCAGUAUUUGAAGGAAAAUAUUGUUAUAACAAGUGUUGGUAACACCAUACAAUUUAUUGAUAUUGCGGAAUCAAGAUAUAGAUGGAUUAAUGUACCCGGUCAUGGAGGUAUUGGAGCUUUAGCCCUCCAUCCUUCGAAAAAGUGGGUUGCUAUCGGAGAAAAGAGUAGAGAAAAACCAAAUGUAUAUAUUUAUGAAAUAACAAUAGAGUCAGAUAUUGAGAGUAUCUCAUUAAAGCCAAUUAAAACAUUAAAAAAUGGUACUUUGAGAGCUUUCUCUUCGAUGGCAUUCAAUUCUAAGGGAAACAGAUUGGCUACAGUCGGAUCAUCUCCCGAUUAUUUACUCACUAUUUGGAAUUGGGAACAGGAAAAAAUAGCGCUCAGAUAUAAGGCCUUUGGUCAGGAUGUUUAUUCUGUUUCAUUUUCAGCAACAAGUGAAGGACAGCUUACCACAAGUGGUACAGGGCACAUCAAAUUUUGGAAAAUGGCAAAAACAUUUACUGGAUUAAAGCUGAAGGGUCAGAUUGGUAAAUUUGGUAAAAUUGAUAUAUCUGAUAUUUCCAGUUGUGUUGAGCUUCCUGAUGGUAAGGUAUUGUCUGGCUGUGAGGACGGUUACCUGCUGCUUUGGGAUGAGAACCUUAUCAAAUGU